Drosophila arizonae is the source of this 2844-nucleotide messenger RNA. RefSeq lists its product as uncharacterized. Gene Ontology annotation, biological process: regulation of transcription by RNA polymerase II; anatomical structure development. NCBI's taxonomy places the organism in Eukaryota, Metazoa, Arthropoda, Insecta, Diptera, Drosophilidae. Gene Ontology annotation, molecular function: DNA-binding transcription factor activity, RNA polymerase II-specific; RNA polymerase II cis-regulatory region sequence-specific DNA binding. The record is from RefSeq and is a predicted model, not a curated record.
AUCCACCUGGCGGAAAGAAGGCGCGAUCGCCGCUGGUUGCAAAUUAAGUGAAACAAACACCACUUUUUCUUCUUCUUCUUCUUCUUCUACUGCUAGUACUCUCUCGUUCAGAAUGUGAAUAUAAGAGUCAAAUUGGCUACCGAACAGUGAAUAAUUUGAAUUAAAACCCAACUUCAGUUGAAGUAAAAUGAAUUGAGAACAGUAUUAAUGACAUGCGUAUAAUGGAAAUGCAGACGUCGCCACAUCUUAGCCAUGGGCUAGCGGCACUUUCGCCGAUCCAAGUACAUCAGCUUUCGCAUCCGCAUCCGCAUCCGCAUCCGCAUCCGCAUCUGCAUCCACAUCUGCAUCCACAUCAGCAUCAGACGCAGCCUCAGCAUCAGCAUACGCACCAACACCAUAUUAUCCAAUCCCAAUCACAAGCUCAGCCCCUGUCGCUGUGCAGCAGCCAACAACAGCAGCAACAGCAACAGCAACAGCAGCAGCAGCAGCAGCAACAGCAAGAGCAGCAGCUGCAACAGCAGCAGCAGCAGCAGCAGCAUCAACAGCAGCAGCAUCAACAGCAACAUCAUCUACCACAGCAGAUGAGCAGCGCGUCAUCAACUUUGCACUCACUCCAAAGCUCUGCGCCUGGCGAGCAGCACAGCACAGUACAUCAGAAUCAGAAUCAGAAUCAGCAUCAGCAAAUAUAUACCUCAGCGCAAUUGGAUGACAAGUCCAAGGUGCAAAAGUAUGACGAAUACUCGAAUGGCUUGGUGAGAGGACUGUCCACGCCAGCCGCCGUACAGGAAUCUCCCCCGACUCUAUCUGCAAGCAGUUUUCUGGCUCACUCACAGGGAAAUGUCGAAUGGAUAUCAGCCAUGAAUGAUGCUCAAAAUAAUGCAGAAGAUUCGCACAGCUCGCAAGGCAGCAUUUCAGGCGAUGGUCAUGGCGGCGUCAAUCAGCUGGGAGGCGUGUUCGUUAAUGGACGCCCCCUUCCCGAUGUAGUCCGGCAGCGGAUCGUGGAGCUGGCACACAACGGCGUUCGUCCUUGCGACAUAUCGCGUCAACUGCGCGUUAGCCAUGGCUGCGUCUCGAAGAUAUUGUCCAGAUAUUAUGAAACUGGUAGCUUUAAGGCUGGCGUCAUAGGCGGCUCGAAGCCAAAGGUCGCGACGCCGCCAGUCGUUGACGCGAUCGCCAACUACAAGCGGGAGAACCCGACGAUGUUCGCCUGGGAGAUACGAGAUCGGCUGCUGGCAGAAGGCAUUUGCUCACAAGAUAAUGUGCCCAGCGUAUCGUCCAUAAAUCGAAUUGUUCGCAAUAAAGCCGCUGAGAAAGCGAAACACGUGCAUCAUCACCACCAGCAGCAGCAGCAGCAGCAGCAAAUGCAACCAAACCUCAGCAAUGGACAUAUCGCAAGUGAAAGCCUCGACAGCAGCAACGGCGCAAUUAGCGAGCAGCAAGCUGUCAUCUCUAACAGCAACAACAACAACAACAACUCGAGCAGCAAUAACACCAAUAACAGCACAGCGUCGGUCGUAUCGGGCGCAGGUGCAGUGGGCGGUCUGGGCGCGACGGCAGAACCAGUGUCUGGCCCCAGCAGCGGCGCUGGCGGCGGAGGCGGUAGCGCAGGCGGCAGCAGCAGCAACAACAUCACAACGGCUGCGGAAGUAGCAGCGACUGCCACGGAGCAUCGAUCGUCUGGCUCAGGAUACAGCAUAAAUGGCAUUUUGGGUCUGCAGCAUGGCCAUCACAUACACAGCAACAAUAACAGCAGCAACAACAAUACGCCAGCUGCCGAUUGUAAACGCAAGCGAAAUGAUAUCCACGAUGAGAACCGCGAUGUAAAUAUGAACUCUGAGGAGGAAGUCAAGCGACAGCGAUUAUCCUAUGGCGGCGACCAGAUAUAUACAAAUAUCUGGUCUGGCAAAUGGUGCAUCAAGGACGAGCAUAAGCUGCUCUCAGAGCUGGGAAACUUUACAGGCUCAGCGACGGCAACGACGACGGCGACUAGCAGUGGGCCAGCCUACUACGAAGCACCAAAUGGAUAUCCGACUAGCACAAUACCUUGCGCGGGCGUCGGCAACGACUCGGCCAUGAUGUACGACAGCAUCGCAUCGAUAUCUCAAAGUCAAAGUUCGCUCUAUACGCCGCCAAUAGGCCCGUCGAUUGGCAGCAGUUCAUUGACUCCACUUGUGCCUUUAAAUUUGCAAGACAUGAAAUUCAAUGCAAAUAAUCAGGAUCAAAACAUAUCGCCCUUUUAUACAGGUAAGAGAUCUGAAUAGUUCUGCAAGUACGAGUAUAGUGAAUGUAUAUGAGAAUGAUAGUACGGUGUCUAGACCCUCUAUCUAAAGUGCCACCCUUAAGCGGAAAUAUCUACUUUAAUACUUUAAUAGUCAAUGGGAAAACAUGUAGAGAUGGGGUAUCCCUAACUUGAAUACACUUCAAGACACAUCGAGGAGACCAACUCGAUAUUUAUCAGUACUAUUGGCAUUCGAUCCAAAUACAUACGCUCGAAAUUAGAUGAGGUCAACAGUAACUCAAUUAUCGAAUGGCUUAUCUUAGGUUGCAACGAGCAAAAUUUCUACAUACAUAUAAUUUAAGACCCUAGUUUUAUGGAUUAACCGAGCACAAAAAGAGGAAAGACUUCUACCGCACAGACUUUACGUACCUAACGGCUGCACGGACUGACAUUGUAAUCACGUUCCAUGAGAGUUCACCGACUGGCAGAUAUGCUUGGGUUUCGCUUCUCCCUUGGCUCUCUGUGCUCAGCCAGAGGGACAAAUGUGCCUAUUUUGUAGACGAUACACCUAGCGAUCUCCAUUCCGAUCUCAAUGCCCCAUUCUAAAUGAAAAUUAAUAUCAAUUC